Molecule: messenger RNA, 2304 nt
Organism: Astyanax mexicanus (Mexican tetra)
Lineage: Eukaryota; Metazoa; Chordata; Actinopteri; Characiformes; Acestrorhamphidae
Product: zinc finger protein 501-like
Exons: 2
Coding region: 82-1140 (352 amino acids)
Biological process (GO): regulation of transcription by RNA polymerase II
Molecular function (GO): DNA-binding transcription factor activity, RNA polymerase II-specific; RNA polymerase II cis-regulatory region sequence-specific DNA binding
Source: RefSeq, a predicted model, not a curated record
CACCAUGGACACUUCAGAAGAUCCGGGCAAGAGAAUCAAGUUCAUCUGAUGAAAUCAGGAUGAGAAAUUAAAUGGGGGAAUAUGGAAUUGCAUACAAGUUUCAUUGCUCAACAGACAUCGUUUAGUACAUCACUUGGCGAAGUGCAGAAAAAUCCAGGUAAGAAGAGACCUCACCUCUGCUCAGAAUGUGGGAAGAGUUUUACCCAACACCGUCAUCUAACUGCACACCAGCGCAUCCACACAGGAGAGAAGCCAUACUGCUGCUCAGAGUGUGGGAUACGUUUUAAUCGGCAAAGCACUCUACAACGGCACCUACGCAUCCACACCGGGGAAAGGCCGUGUUACUGCUCAGUGUGUGGAAGGAGUUUUAAUCAAGUGUGUACUCUCCAACAACACCAGCGCAUUCACACUGGAGAGAAACCGUUUCACUGCUCGGUGUGUGAAAAGAGUUUUAGUCAACAGAGUCAUCUCCUGACACAUCAGCGCAUUCACACCGGAGAGAGGCCCUAUUACUGCUUAGAGUGUGGCGAGAGUUUUUCUAGUCAGAGUCAUCUUCAACAGCACCAUCGUGUUCACACCGGGGAGAAACCGUAUUACUGUUCGGACUGUGGGAAGAGUUUCAAUCAGCAGACAACUCUUCAUCAACACCAGCGUAUCCACACUGGAGAGAAACCAUAUCCCUGCUUAGAGUGUGGGAAGAGCUUUAAUCGCCACAGUACUCUUCAAGAACAUCAGCGCAUUCACACUGGAGAGAAACCGUAUCACUGCUUGGACUGUGGGAAGAGCUUUAAUAGGCAGGGUUCUCUUCACCAACAUCAGCGCAUUCACACUGGAGAGAAACCGUAUCACUGCUCUGAAUGUGGGCGGAAUUUCCGGCAAAUAAGCACUUUUAACAAACACAAGUGCCCGAAAGUGGAGAUGGAAAUUCCAGUUAUUGAAAUAGACACUGAAGCCAUCUCCACCCACUACAUGAUCACCUGCCCUGAACCUGCCGAUCUGCUACACCUGAGCGGCUCAGAAGUCCCAUCCACUGGCUCUCAGACUGCGAGUAGUACAGAGAGUGUGGUCGAACCUCACACUGCUUGCUUAUCUUCCAACAGCUGGAUUCAAAGACAGAAGAAGCAACAGUCACCAGAUUGACUUUUGCCUUUAACUCAUCGGUGACGUGAACACACUAAUACACACUAGUUAGUACACAAACAGUGGACAAUCUCUGCAUUGCCAGACUCGGACACCUGCCAUUAUAUUAACUAAGGAGUUAUUAUCCAUCAUUGUGCAGGAAAGACUGCUGUGUUUAUUAUUACAAAUCAUGCUAAGAAGAAGUUAUUUUGUUCUGAGAUGUGAGAAAAUCUUCUUUAUUUUUGUCAGGUUCCUUUUUCUGCCAAUUCUUUACGUUUUGUACAGAGCUUAUGCACUUAUUAAAAACAAUAUUUGCACCCAGAAGGAUUUAAUCUAAUGAAAGAAAUUAAAUAAAUUCAUGUGUGUAGGCAAUGUGGUCAGUGUCACACAUCAAAAAGGCCUGGUAUCAUGGUGCAAUUUUGUACAAUACCAAAUCACUUUUCAUAUUCAUUACAAGCACUUUGAUAGACCAAUGUUACAUUAAUGAGGUAUUGCAACAAGUAUUGCAAAAUGUGUGGGUUGCUAUUGGACGCUCUAUUAACACUUCUAAACCCCCUAACGCACAAUCUGCAGUAACUGUGUGACAAUAUUGGAAAUAUGGGAUGGAUUAUUACAGGAGGAACAUAAGGAACCUCUACAGCUCCAUGCUGAGACAUCUAGCAUAUGUUGCAGCAUUACACAUGAGUUACACAUGCUUUACACACUACUUCUAACUGUGUAACUCAAUAAACAUGACCAAGAUUUGUCCGUACCAGUCCUGGUACCCUUUAUCUUUCUUCUGAAUAGUAUUUCAAACCGACAUCCUUCUGGGUGCAACUAUUUUUUUUUAAACUAUUUAUAUAUACGUGUAUAUUAGGCUGCAUUCACCAGGCUGAAGUGACUCAAAUCAAUUUUUUUUGCCUUAAUGUGACACAGAUCAGAUUUUUUUGGGCAGUAUGGCCAGUCACUUAUACGUGGUCCUUAAUUGGAUGCAUGUCUGAUUUGUGGGCAUGCAACAUAUAUAUGAAUGGUCAGAUUUUAUUUCCAUUUCCUAAUUUAUAUUGUUUUUUGCUGAGGCAAUGUGCAUAUUAAUACUGUGUAUCAAAAUAUUAAUCAUUUAUAUUUAAUGUGAAAUAUGUUGAGUUUUUCUGUUGUAAGGGGAAUUAAUACUAAAGUAUGCAAAAUAAAACCGAAAAAUGUGUUGCA